CCUUGUUUCGCUCUGUCGUUCUGCAUAUCUGUUUCUUUUCUCUUUUCCUCCUCCCCUGCUUCUUCCCUCCUAGCCAUCCCUCACAGUCCUAGAAUGGGUCUCCCUUGCGGGUGGUUUCUCUCCCCUCCUUUACCUCUUUGUUUGUAUUGCUCUCGCCCUCUCCCGGCCUUGCCAGCAUCUCUCCUCCCCCGCCUGGCUCCGGCCUCCCCCUACCUCCCCAUCUUCAGCUCAGUCUCCUCCUCCUAGCUCCUCUCCCCUCCCCUCAGCCUCACCCCACUCCCCGCCCGCAUGCCAGGAUUUCUUUCCACUCUGGGGGUCUCUGUACCUCUCAUUCUCCUCUCCACCUGCCUCCUCCCUCACCCCAGGGUUAGUGGGCACCCAUUCUUUUCUACCUGGGCAUCCCCCCACCACCCCGAUCAAUGCCACUGCCUCUUUUUCCCACCUCUCCUCUCUUCUCUCUGCCCCUUUAAAUCUGUUGGCCCAGCCCUUCCCUCCCCCCUCUCCGUGAUGCUGGGAUGGAGCAAACAUUGAUUUGUGCUGGGAUGGAAUCGGAAUUUUGAUUUUUUUUUUCCUCUCCCAACCACACAAGAAGAAAAAAAUAAUAAAAACACCCCCUCUUGAUAGCCCCCUCCCCCUAUCCUCCCAGCUUCCAGCUCCUCUUCCUAUCUCCAGCUGAAGCAGAUUUUCCCCCCUACACUAUUCUCAUCACCCCCCCCAACCCCUGCCACCAGCUCGCCUCCCCCCAUCCCACUAGCUUGCUCCUCCAGCUGGGGAGAGAGGGGACUUUGCCACAGCUCCCCCACCUUCCUUCUCUGGGUUGGAGCAGCCUCUCCGGAAGAGGAGGGGGCUUGGCUUAUCCGGGUGAGGUGGGAGUGGAGGUUUCCUGCCAUGGAUGCUGUGCCUGGGAGGCAGCCUGAGCCGCAGCCCACUUGCCACUCAGGAUGAGGGUCCCGCCCUGCCUGCCCGCGCUGGGGCCCCUCCGCCCAGCCCGGGUCUAACUGCCCCCGUCCCCAGGCCUCGCCCGGCCACCAAGACCCCAGCCGGCUCUCCACCCCCAGGAUGCGCUGAGCCGCCGGGGGGCUGAGGCCGCGCCAACUACAUGCAUGUCCCCCGGGGGCAAGUUCGACUUUGACGACGGGGGCUGCUACGUGGGGGGCUGGGAGGCGGGGCGGGCACAUGGCUACGGCGUGUGCACGGGGCCCGGCGCCCAGGGCGAGUACAGCGGCUGCUGGGCACACGGCUUCGAGUCGCUGGGCGUCUUCACCGGGCCUGGUGGACACAGCUACCAGGGCCACUGGCAGCAGGGCAAGCGCGAAGGGCUGGGCGUGGAGCGCAAGAGCCGCUGGACGUACCGCGGCGAGUGGCUGGGCGGGCUGAAGGGGCGCAGCGGCGUGUGGGAGAGCGUGUCCGGCCUGCGCUACGCCGGGCUCUGGAAGGACGGCUUCCAGGACGGCUAUGGCACCGAGACCUACUCCGAUGGAGGCACCUACCAGGGCCAGUGGCAGGCCGGGAAGCGCCACGGCUACGGGGUGCGCCAGAGUGUACCCUACCAUCAGGCGGCGCUGUUGCGUUCACCCCGUCGCACCUCCCUGGACUCCGGCCACAGCGACCCUCCGACGCCACCUCCGCCCCUACCCCUGCCAGGAGACGAGGGAGGCAGCCCAGCCUCAGGCUCCCGGGGCGGCUUCGUACUGGCCGGUCCCGGGGACGCCGACGGCGCGUCCACCCGAAAGCGCACCCCUGCGGCCGGGGGAUUCUUCCGCCGCUCGCUGCUGCUCAGCGGGCUCCGGGCUGGUGGGCGCCGCAGUUCCCUGGGCAGCAAGAGGGGAUCCCUGCGCAGCGAGGUGAGCAGCGAGGUGGGCAGCACUGGACCCCCGGGCUCCGAGGCCAGUGGGCCCCCAGUUCCAGCACCACCCGCCCUCAUCGAGGGCUCGGCCACUGAGGUGUACGCGGGCGAGUGGCGUGCCGACCGGCGCAGCGGCUAUGGCGUGAGCCAGCGCUCCAACGGGCUGCGCUACGAGGGCGAGUGGCUGGGCAACCGGCGGCAUGGCUACGGGCGUACCACCCGCCCGGACGGCUCUCGUGAGGAGGGCAAGUACAAGCGCAACCGCCUGGUGCAUGGGGGCCGUGUCCGCAGCCUCCUGCCUCUGGCCCUCCGACGGGGCAAAGUCAAGGAGAAGGUGGACAGGGCUGUCGAGGACGCCCGUCGAGCUGUGAGUGUUGCCCGCCAGCGCCAGGAGAUCGCCGCUGCCAGGGCAGCAGAUGCCCUCCUAAAGGCAGUGGCAGCCAGCAGCGUCGCCGAGAAGGCUGUGGAGGCAGCACGAAUGGCCAAACUGAUAGCCCAGGACCUGCAACCCAUGCUGGAAGCCCCAGGCCGCAGACCCAGGCAGGACUCAGAAGGUUCUGACACAGAGCCCUUGGAUGAGGACAGCCCUGGGGUGUAUGAGAAUGGACUGACUCCUUCAGAGGGCUCCCCCGAACUGCCCAGCAGCCCUGCCUCUUCCCACCAACCCUGGCGACCCCCUGCCUGCUGCAGCCCACUGCCUUCUGGAGGGGACUGGGGACCCUUCUCCAGCCCCAAAGCAUGGCCCGAGGAGUGGGGGGGCCCAGGUGAGCAGGCAGAGGAACUAGCUGGCUAUGAGGCUGAGGAUGAGGCUGGGAUGCAGGGGCCAGGUCCCAGAGAUGGUUCCCCACUCCUUGGAGGCUGCAGUGACAGCUCAGGAAGUCUUCGAGAGGAGGAGGGGGAAGAUGAAGAGCCGCUGCCCCAGCUGAGGGGUCCUGGAGGCUCAGAGUCAGAGCCUGUUGCCACACUGGUCCUGAGGGGCCCAUCCUCAAGGGAAACUGAUGCCGGCUGCCUGACUGAAGAGUUGGAGGAGCCUGCAGCAAUAGAGAGGCCUGCCCAGCCGGGAGCUGCCAACCCCCUGGUGGUGGGAGCCGUAGCCCUCCUGGACCUCAGCCUGGCGUUCCUGUUCUCCCAGCUCCUCACCUGAGGCAACUUCCUGGCCUCCUUCUGGCUUGGUCACCUGCCUCUCCACCCCUUUGACCUGCCUUUUUCUCCUUUCCUCCUCCUGGUUGUGUUCCUCCUAUCUUUCUUUCUCUUGUUCCUUUCUUUUCUGUGCCCCCUUACUUUUGUCUCUUGCUUUUUCCUUCUCUCUCUUCUUUCAGAUUAUCUCAUUUAUUCU
Castor canadensis (American beaver) is the source of this 3182-nucleotide messenger RNA. It is a transcript of the gene Jph4, whose product is annotated as junctophilin 4. NCBI's taxonomy places the organism in Eukaryota, Metazoa, Chordata, Mammalia, Rodentia, Castoridae. Gene Ontology annotation, cellular component: junctional membrane complex; plasma membrane; endoplasmic reticulum membrane. Gene Ontology annotation, biological process: regulation of synaptic plasticity. The record is from RefSeq and is a predicted model, not a curated record.